Molecule: messenger RNA, 35771 nt
Organism: Porites lobata
Lineage: Eukaryota; Metazoa; Cnidaria; Anthozoa; Scleractinia; Poritidae
Source: the annotation of a GenBank genome assembly
CUUUCACGUAUUGCGUCGCAGUUAACAAGCAGCGACGAUUCCUUGUUUAAAAUUUUGUAAUAAGUUGAAGAACAAGAUGAAGAUGACAUGGCUCCUCGCCUCAUGUAUGCUGUGUUUGCUCGUCUCUCGUUUGACUAAAGGUGAGCAGUUUGUGUUUCAACCAAACGUGCCUCUUGUUCAUAGUUGUGCAGUUUCGUUGUGUUCCCGUACGGCCACAAGCAUGUAAGAGCAUAGAGGCCAUAUUAAGUUUGUGGUAAUGUCUUUGUAGAUAAAUACAGCUGAAUUUUAUCAGGAGUCUUCAAAUCCGGGGUACGCAAAACGCUUUUAAAAUAGAUUCCUCAACCGGCGUAAUAUGCUUUGCCUGAGUUUUCCUUAUCAGUGUAUCAGCGAUUUAGGACAUUUAAGACUUAUUUUGAGUUUUUAUCAUUCGGCAAGUGAAGUACUAUGAUUAUUAAACUCAGGUAGUAUUUCACUUCCAAAAGUUACCAAAUAAAGAAGUUAUUACCGAGGGUAAAGGCAAGCGUUGCUUGUUGUGACCUAGCCUUUCGACCGGAAGUCUCACAAGGAUUUUUCUCGAACUUUGCCAACAAAUACAAACGGCAUACACCCCGGGGCAUACACUCUCAUUAUAUUAAUUUAUACUCCACUUUGACGUUCUUCUACGAUAAUGGCAGGAAUAAAAAAUCAUGCAACUUAAUAACAUUCUUUUUUUUUUUUCAAAAACAGUAACAACAAACUGUAAUUUUCGACCUCUUCACAAGUUGUCGCUCGUGAAUCUUGGCCGUAUCAAAAGAUUUAAGAGGCUUUCUUUCUCCCCACAAUCAGAUUAAUCAACCCGUAGGGUAAAGAGAGGAUAUCGGAGCUUAUUCGAGGUGGGCGCUCGUUCGAGGCUAGGAGGUUAUUAAAUUUUCAUCAUUUUCAGUAAGACGUAAUUUAAUUUUCCACCAAAACAGUUAUUAAAACCAAACGUGAAGAUGUGCCAGAGAAGAAUUAUAACUGUUCAUUAAAAAGUUUAUUUAAGAAAAGACUAAGAAUUCGGUCUUCGGGAAAGUCUCUCAAGAGCAGUACCUAGUCAAUUUGUAUCUCAACGCCAGAAAGGUCAGUAUGCGAUCAACUCUCUGGUGUUGCCUCGUGGAGGUCUCACAGCGUAACGUCCGGCAAAUGGGUCGGGUCAGUCGACGAGAACGAAAUUGGCAGUAUCGAAAUAAUAACCAGUCUCCCCUCCCCUCGUUUUCCCGCGUACAAUACAAAAAGGUUUAUGAGUUUCUCGCAAAUGGGUUUUUCAGAACUUAGAUUUACAAUACAAAUAUGGAUAGAAAUUUUGUUACAAAUUACAUGUAGAACGAAGGAAAUAAAAAAGGGGUAUGUAUACGUUUAUUUCAAUAUAAAAUGAUUAAAAAUCACUAAAAACGGAGGUUCUUUACGGCUUCUUUGAAUAGACAUUCUUCUGCGAGCCUUACUGUGCAACUUUUUCCUAGCAAUGAUGCGUUGUUUAAUCUCACCAUUAAAACAAGGAUGGGAUUUGUGUUGGAGUUUGAAAGAUAUUAUAGGUACAUAUUGACCCAGACAAUUGAGAAGGAGAUCAUUAAACUUGUCCACCUUCUCAUACACUCCCAUUGAAAGGUUCACAAUGUCCCAAGGAAUAUCGUUAUUAAACGCUUGAGCGUCCGCAUAUCUCUUGGAACUACGAGUAACUAUCGUGGGAGAUAAGGCUUUGGAACUUUCAAAUGGAAUACUGCUUACACCAAAAAAUGGUCGCUGAUCGUGACAUCAAGAAUCCCACUUGUAUACACUAACUCAGGAUUUCAAAGCACAAUAACAUCAAGUAACGUCGAUGAAGAGAGCGUUACUCCAGUGGGAGAGCGAAUCAGUUGAGUAGCAUUUAGCUGUGGGUGGGGUCGGCGCUUAUUCGAGGCUGGGCGAUUAGUAACUUUUCCUUCACACAUGAUAGGCGCUUAUUCGAGGUUGGGCUGUUUCGUGCCUUUUUACAGGGGUGGGGAGGGCGGCUGUCUCUUUUAUUUCCUUUUAUAGCCCGCGUGGCUGGCGGGAUCAGUAGCGCGAGCAAAGGUUUGGCAAAGGACCUGUGAAGCCGUUUUGAGAGCGGUGAGGAGGUGCUUCACCGCCAAGGCUCUUGCACGUGCAAAACAAAUUCUGCAAGGUACGCAGGAUCACCAAUUUAUAAACUGAAAAACUGGUAACCAAUCUAACAUUCGAAAAAGUCUCAAACAUUUAUUGAACCAAUCACGACGACCUUAUGGAGCCAUUUUUGACUGGAUGGAAUUUUGGUUUGAUUUGGAAUAAAAAUCGCAGAAAUAAACGAAAAGCAAGUCUUUUAACCAAGAUCCCCCCUAAUGGAAUGCACUCACCUUUAGUGUUAAUUUUCACAGUAUUUUUUUUUUUUACUUUCUCUCUUUAAGGCCAAUCAAGUUGCGUCCGCACAAAUCGUUCACCGGUUACAAAGUGCACAAAAAAAUGCGAGCCUUCUGUUGGCUGUGAUGCAUCUGAGGAAAAGUGUCUUUGUGAUGGCGACUGUGGUUACAGUUGUGUAAGGAAAGGUAUGCGGUAAAUAGUAGACCCCAAAUUAAUUCACGUCACUUUGUUAACUUAUAGCACAGCUAAAUAGGAUUAGUUUGCAUUUUCCACCACAACAUAUCGUUGGAACGUCUCUUGAUUACCUAACAGAGAAGUAAAAGCAAAAGUUUGGGUGUACACCUUUGUAACCUGUUUUUGAUGCCAUACAUGUAGGUCUAGAGGGACAGGCGCGUCCUUCGCCAACAUGGUGCCUUUUAUUUCUGAUGCGCAUGCUAAUAGUGGAAGAUAUUCUAAAAGGUUCCCAAUUUAUACUUGUGUUAUACUGUGGGACGAAAUAUCCUGGCCUCAGAAUUGCCCCCCAAUGGUAAAAACUCCGCUCGCGCGCUCCCGUAAUAGGCCGAAGAAACCACAACACAACGGUUGUUGCUUUGACAACGAGGGCACUUUUAAGCAUGGGACCUGAGAGUUUAUUCACCUUUGGGUUUAAAAGGAGAGACAAAGUUAUUUGGAUAAAAUUGAUAAAACCUGUAAUCACGUCAAACGCACUUUGCUAAAUAAAAAAAAAUUCAAAAUGUAUGUAGGACUGUGGUGUGUAAGCUCAGUGGUAUUGAGCGCCAAGAGUUUGUGUUUGUGAAAACGAGCAUGGCAGAGAUCGUUGUGUUUUCUGUUCCGUCUACGUGUUUAUAUAUGGUUACUUAGUGAUGGCCUUACCGGCUGGUUAGCAAAUGUUAAUGUUAAUGUGAGGGGGGAAGGAAAGAUGAACUCAAAUUUUAACGACGUGAACCUGGCUUUGACUGGGUACAUUUCUGCGGAGGCAAUUAUUCCUUUUGGUUUCGGUGUUGUUAUUUUGCUUUACCCUUUGUUUUGUUUGGAUCUUUAAUAGAUUUAUCUUGUGGAAGCCCUCCGCCUGUUUCUAAAGCAACACCCAAUUACCCGUCCACCAAUUUCGGUGCUGUUGUUACGUAUGUCUGUAACCAAGGUUACACAUUAUCUGGUGCCUCUACGAGAACUUGUCGAGCGAUCGGAGGAUGGGAUGGAGUGGGCCCCAGCUGCUGUAAGUAGGUCCCUUCUUUAGUCUCGCGCGCUUUCUUUGUAUGUAAUAACAAUAUACUGAAUGCUACUCGGGGUUUAAGUGGUCAUUGCUUUUGAUAGAGUUUACAGGCGCCGGACGCUAGCAGUUACUUCUGACGUUAAUUUUGUGCAACCGCCCCCAGACUCGUUCGUAGAUGACGUUUCGGACCAGAAAUCUCGUACCCAGAUCACUUGUGGAGGAGAUUUGGACACUAGGUUAGACAUCCUGUGUUACAGUGAUAUGGGCAUCUCCACGUUAUUGCCAUCUUCAUUCCCAAAACCCUAGUGAUAUGCAUGGGCAUUCCCUUUUCAUAUUACCUUAGCGAUUUUGAUUAGGGUUACAGGGGAUGCCAAUAUCACUAGGGUUUUGGGAAUGAGGAUUCCCAUAACGCGGGGAUCCCCAUAUCACAGUAGCACCGGACUUGAAAGUGUUAGCGAGAUUAUUUAGGAUAAGGCCAACGGAAGCCUUGAAAAAGUUUGCAGGAGCAGUUCUCAAGUAAGAAAAAGUGUUCAUGGCAGGCGACUUUAAAAAAUACCUAACCUGAAACAAAUCUCUGCAGGUUUAGUUUUCCUCGGUACAAGACUCACAAAAUGGGCUGACAAAUACACACAAAAUGAGCUAACAAAUACAAAUCGAUUGUAGAAUGAUAUAGUAAAGGACGUCUUUUGAUUAUUGUUAAUCCUUUUUAUUUCAUUAAAGAAAACUGUAAUUUUUAUUGUUUUUGUUUUAGUACAAGUGUGCACAGUACCAGAUAUUCCGUUUUCCAUGUACAUUUCCAUACCCGAGAACUACGAGCGAACAUACAAGACUGGAGAAACAAUCACAUUAGCUUGUAAAAAAGGUUUUAAGGAAAAACCAGGAGGCAAUAGCGUAAGGAUUUGUAUCAGUGGAAGAUGGGCACAAUUCCCUUUUGAAUGCGAAGGUAAAAAUCUAUAAAAAAAUAUAUAAAUUAGCGGAAAUCCACUAUUAAGAUAUUCGCAAAACAAAACUAGUUGAAAAUCAUUUUUGGUGCCUUAAUUCGUCAUCGAAACUGACUUUUACGGUAUGAAAACUAGGAUGUGGGAAAUAACUGAAAGAUUUCAGGCACUUUGCAAGGACAAAAGAGAACAGUUACGGAUGAGUAAAAGUUUACGAUAACACUUAAAAGCCACGAUCUUAAAAAUACAGAAAUCCCUUCCUAUGCCAAAAACCGCUGAAACUGGCCCGGCAAUUUUUUUGAAAGAAAUUGUACGAAGAAGUAAGGAGGAAAAAUGUGCAGCCUUUCAGGCUAUUCCGUUACCGUAAUAUAAAAUAGCGUGGUGUUAUGCUAUACAAUACGUCGCAGUACAAGAGAGUUACAAAAUUAACAAUCAUAACAUGGACUUGCAACUCCAGUAGAGGUUUUAUAUAGCCUAUCCCUUCUCAAGGGCAUACCAUUCCCCUAUAAGCACUCACUGUGAGGCUUUCAUCUUAGAACAUGUUUGGAGAAUCUUGUAACAAUGUCGUGACUCUUUAACUGUCGCCUGCGCCACCGACAAAACUGAACUCUUAUUACCCGGCCGGGUUUGGAUUGAAAGCGUGUAUUCUUGUAAAUGUUCUCAUUGUGGAUAAGGUGGUAAAAAGAGAGAUAUCUUUUUCUCCUUAAUAGUUUUAAACCCUUAAUUUUGUAAAGAACUAACAAACUCUUGUAAAUACUCAUUUUACCUUAGUUACCGCAAAAAUUAAUAGUUGAGGCGAAUUUUAAUUUUUUGUCUCGUUUUUGUUGAGGCACUCACGCGUGUAAGAGGACCGUCCGUGCACCGCUGACUAAGUGCACUGAAGAAUGUGCUCCUGAGAGUGGCUGUCGUUCUUCAAACGACCUAUGUCUCUGCGAUGGAACUUGUGGUUAUAGUUGCGUCGAAAAAGGUUAGAAUUCAGCCAACAAGAAACGGUGCUAAUUCCACCAAAAAAUUUUGUUCCCGAGCAACUGAUGUCUUAGGAUGUGACUACCAUUCGUACAAGCCUGUCAUUUUCUAUUAUUCACUACUCCAUUAACUAUAGUGGAAAAGGGGGACAAGCUCUCAACGCAAAGAUUUCUGGGUCGUUUGUGAUUCGUUGUGUGUAUUUAAAGGCGACCAUUUAAUCAAUCGUAACUAACACCUGUCCAUCCAAACUACCGCAGUGAUCGUCCCACCAAAAGGUUGUGUCCAUUCUCCUAAUGUUUCUUGGGGUCGAGAAAUAAGAAUUAAAAAUCGUCAAGGUCCAAACCAUUUUUUUAAAUUGUUAAACAAAUUUCUGUGUACCAGAUAUUUGAGUUUACUUGUUUUUUUUUUAAGAGAUCACGUAACGUAAUGGCUACGAAAUCUUCCAGGAUGUUUGAGGAGAAUUAAAAUAAAUUAAAGGAUUAUUUGCUAUUUAACGACUUAGCUUGAUUCCAACUGUGUCAUUGAAAUAACUUCAGACGUGUAAUAUCCCCGGACAACUCCGAUUUUACAUCACGUGAUUUGUCUACAAACGUAUCUGUGAACCUUAAACUUCUUUUGACUUUUGACUUGACAGAUAUGUCUUGUGGAAACCCUCCUGCGAUAACCAAUGGAAAACUUACAUUUAACGGAACAAAGUACAACAGUACAGCUCAUUAUACUUGUAAUAAAGGGUACAGCUUAAACACAAUUUUUCCGGUAAAGAGGUGUACAGCGAAGAAGAGAUGGAGUGGAAUUACCCCGACAUGCAGUGAGUAUAGCUUCUUGUAAGCCUACUAAACCUUAACUAAGUAACAACUUAUCCCUUUCCCGAGGAUGACCCGUGCAUUUUUUCUACAAGGAAAGCAGACACUCAAGGUGGAGGUUUCAAUAUUUUUGCAGAUAACACGAUAAAACCAUCACUAGUUAACAAAACUAAAUACUCUGGUUUCCAGCUAAGACCUGCGCUUUUAUUUAUUAGAUUUUUAUUUAAAUAAUUGAUUUGGGGUCCGAGAGAUUACAGGGGCAUUUCGAGAAACCUGCCCCUGGCAUGAUUUUGGUAGAGACUUUGUCGCAAAAGACAAACUCGAAAAGGUUCUGCUCGCUCUUCAGGGUGCUUUGAAUCCUAUUAGUGAAACGUAGUUGCGCGCAACUCAUAACAAAAUAAGCUAUUUCUCAAAGUAGGGGUCCAUGGAUGUUUUAAUUGAUUAAUUUUCAGUGAAGGACUGCUCGGCUCCAGCGAUUCCAAGAAAUGCAAACAUAUCAAAUCCAAGUGAUACGUACAAUUCUGGUUACAAGGUGACAUUUAAGUGCAAUGAAGGUUACAACGAAGAAGGUAUUGCCACUCAAAUGUGCUUUCAAGGAAAAUGGACUGUGCUUCCCUUCAAAUGCUCAGGUAAGUUUAUACUAACGUAGCACGUGUUCUCCUAUUUUCAUUUAAAACAAAUUAGACUAUGUUCACACUAUACCAGACUUUUGCGCCGUCACUGUGACGUCACUGUACACGGUGAUUUCACAGACAGGCUGGCUAAUUUCGGCGCGAUUGCUGUAACUGAGCGUAGCUGAACAUCGUCGAUAAUGAAUUGGAUCGCCAUAUUUGAAAUAGGUUUCUGUUACUAUCCUAUCUAAUGGUAGUAUAGCCUCAUUUGUGUAAUUGUUUAUCUUCAACGUGAGAUAGACAAAGUUUUUAUGGCAAUUAUGUACGAACUUCUUUGAAUAAAAUUCUCAGUUUUUCCGCUAUUUUUUUGAUGAGUUAUGUUUGAUUUGUUUGUUUGUUAUUUCGUUACAGUGGGUGGCUGUGGAGACCCUGGUACUCCUAAAAACGGACGAAAAGUAGGAGUGACCUACUCUGUUAACAGCAAAGUUUACUUUGGCUGUGAAUUUGGUUAUGAGUUGAUGGGUUCCGAAGAUCGUAAGUGUCAACCAAACGGCUCAUGGACAGGACAACAACCAGUAUGCACAAGUAAGUAUAUACAUGCUUAACCCUGAAAUUGCGAUUACAGCAUCGUUGGUCAUAUCUUCACCCUAUAUUUUAUUCCUUUCACGGUUUAAUUUAAGUUAAUUUAAUUUAAUUUGGUAUGUCCAUUUUAUAAUAGAGAAACGGAAGGGGGGGGGGGGGCGUUCUUUUAAAGUUCGUGGAGCUAAAUCAAUCAAUCAAUCAAUCAAUCAAUCAACUUUAUUUAAACACGGUAAAUGGCUCAGCAAGCUGGUUUUCAGACAUGCCGUGUGAUAAGCUGUGGAAUGGGAUUCCUUUUUGUUUAUGAAGUGGAUGAGACAGAAAUAGCGUCGAAAAAUAGCCAAACUAAAUAUCUCACUAAAAGAGAUUUUUCAGAAAGAAAUAAGAGCAAUUUUCGGCUCUCUCUUUCUCGUGUUAAUUGGAAUUUACGUUUCGAUGAAAGCGAUACUAAUGAAUGUUAUAAUAGUUUUGUGAGUGAGUAUGUUCGAUUAUACAAUGAAAGCUUUCCAUUAAAAACGAUAAAACUUAAAACAAAGAAAGUAAUGCGCUCCCCUUGGAUAACGCAAUCUCUGCUUGUUUCUAUCAGGAAAAAGAUAAACUCUAUAAGCAGUUCAUUAAUUCUAGGGACUCAACUACUGAGUUAAAAUACAAACGCUAUCGGAACAAACUGAAUCAUCUUAUAAAAAUUGCUAAACGAAAGUACUAUGAUACAAAAUUUGAGAAGGCUAAAAAUAACCUGAAAGAAACUUGGAAACUAAUCAAUGAUGUAAUCAACAAACCGAGCAGAAAAGCAGCUCUGCCAAAUUCCUUUUUCUCUGAUGGAAAACUGUUAAAUGAUCCACAAGAAAUAGCUAACUGCUUUUGUAAGUUCUUCACCAACAUAGGUCCGAAUUUAGCAAGGAAAAUUCCAGACACACAAGUAUCUUUUCGUAGUUUUCUUGGCGCUUCUGUUAAUGAGUCGCUUAUCUUAAAUCCAACUAAUAUUUCGGAACUAAAUCAAAUAUGCAACUCUUUUAAAUCUGGAAAGUCGCCUGGAUAUGAUAACGUUUCAAUGGAUAUAAUAAAAAGCACCUUUGAUCUCAUUUCUCAGCCUUUGGCCAAUGUAAUCAAUUUGUCUCUUAUUAAAGGAGUAUUUCCUGAUGAACUGAAAAUUGCUAAACUGAUUCCGGUAUUUAAAGCUGAUGAUUCCCAGUAUUUCACUAACUACCGUCCAAUUUCGCUUCUUUCUAAUUUUUCUAAAUUCUUUGAAAGAGUUAUGCACAAUCGUAUUACAAAUUUUUUAGAUCGUUUAGAUAUCUUAUACUGUUGCCAAUUUGGUUUCGUAAAAAUAUUCUACAGCGCUGUCUUUAAUUCAUCUUAUUAAUAAAAUUGCAACUGCUAUUGACAGAAGCGAAUAUACAGUUGGCAUAUUCUUAGACUUAUCAAAAGCAUUUGAUACUUUAGACCAUCAAAUACUCUUGUCUAAGCUUGAGCAUUAUGGGAUUCAUGGGCUAGCACUUAGCUGGUUGAAAAGCUAUUUGUCAAAUCGCGUGCAGUUUGUCCAGUACAAAGAGACUUGUUCUAUUAGGCUGACUCUGAGCUGUGGAGUCCCUCAAGGUUCUAUAUUAGGACCAUUAUUGUUUGUUUUGUAUAUCAAUGACCUCCCUUGUGCUACUCGUCUUGCUGAAACUAUGCUUUUUGCAGAUGAUACUAGUGUGUUUUAUUCUAAUCCCGAUUUAAAUUGUGCUAUUUCUGCCGUAAAUAAUGAUUUAUCUCAAAUUGAUCUUUUAUGAAAGCAAAUAAGCUCUCUGUUAACAUAACGAAAACUAAUUAUAUCAUUUUUGCAGCAAGGCAAAAACCAGUCGGCUUCCCAAUAAAUCCUGUCUUGUACGAUGAGGUUUUAUUAAAACAAGUAAAGGUAGUUAAAUUUUUAGGGUUUUUAUCGACGAGCAUCUAACGUGGAAGCCGCAUAUUACUUAUAUAUGUAAGAAAAUUUCAAAAUCUAUUGGCGUCAUGUUUAGGUCUCGUUUCUUUCUUUCUGAAACAACAAAAAAAGUCUCUUUAUUAUACCUUAAUUUAUCCUUAUUUAACAUAUUGUACCACAGUUUGGUCCUCCACUUAUGUAACAAACCUUAAUAGAAUUUUUCUUCUACAAAAGCGAGCAGUACGAAUUAUUACAAAUGCAGAUUUUCGCGCGCACUCUGAACCAUUAUUUUUCCGUUUAAAGAUUUUGGACAUAUACAACAUUAAUUCAUUCUAUACUGCACAAUUUAUGUUUUCAUAUUAUCAUCAAUUACUGCCACCGCUUUUUUCGAACCUUUUUGUUACUAGUAGCAAUAUUCAUAAUUAUAAUACUAGAAGUUCCUCGCAUUUCCGUUCUCAUGCCUGCCGAACUAACACCAAACAAUUUUCUAUUUUGUUCCAAGGCCCUAAAAUUUGGAAUUCUUUACCAAACUCAGUCACUUCGAUUUUUACAUUGCAAUCGUUUAAAACGAAAGUUUUUGAUUUUCUACUAUAUCGAUAAUGCGUCUUGUACUGUCCGUUGUUGUGUGUUGUUAUAGUUCUAUUGCUUAAUAUUAUUGUAACGAGGGGGCCUCCUCGUACAAGCCUUGUGGUUUUCUGAGGUCCCCUCGCCACAUCUUUGUAUAAUGUAAUGCUUGUGUAAUCUUUAUUGUGGGAAAAUAAUAAAUAAAUAAAUAAAUAAAUAAGCUGUGGAUUGGGAUUCCUUUUGACAUGCGAAAAAAGGACACCGCUGGCGCGUUUAAGAAUACUCUUAAAAAAUAUUUUUUAGCCUAGUUCUGUUAAAAAUUAACGGAGAAAUAGACAGAAUGACAGAAAAAUGCAUAGAACAAAGUAAACUUUAGCAUGUUAAAAAAUUGGCGCCCAAAAGUUCAUAACCAGCCUUUGAUGUAAAUGUGGCAGACCCAUAAACUCCUUUUUAAGAAAAGAGACGGUUUUUCAGUCGUCCUCGCGUGAACCAUUUUUGUGUAUUAUUAGUGACUCCAAGGAUAUGUCUUUCUUUUAUAUCAGUUGUAGACUGUGGUUUGCCACCACAACCUGUGAAUGGCUGGUCCAGCGGAAAUGAAACAAAGUUUCGAAGUGUGAUCAAAUUCAAAUGCAACAAAGGCUAUAAUUUGGUCGGAAGUGAAACAAGAAUAUGCACCUCAGACAAAAAAUGGGGUGGAAGAGAAGCCAAGUGUGAAGGUAAGGAUAGUGGUCAAUAAACUGACAAUAGACCUUUAUCGGUACGCUGAUGACCUUUGAUAGCCUUCUACGCAGACAUUCUUAAGGGUUCGUCAAGGCCGGAACGCGGGACGAUCCUCUAAGAACGUCUGCGUGGGAGGCUAGACCUUUUUGACUGUUAACAUUUCAUCGCAUUAACUACGUUUAGCAAAGAUUUAUCCACUUUUACCAGAUAUACGACUCCCUGAGAAUUUCUCUUCUAAUAAUAGGUUAAUAUUAUUGGUCGGCACCGCCUGCGGCUUUAGCGCUUAGGAAUGAAUAAACAAACAGACAGCUAAACAUAAACGGAAAAUUUGCAGUUAGAUAUAUUUUUUGUAGACCUCGUUAAUUAUUGUGUGUAGAAGGGUGUUUAAACUUGUUCUGUUUUCCAUGAUUAUUUCCCAAAGCUGUUGAUUGCGGACAGAUUUCUGCACCAGUGAAUGGCUCGAUAACAGGUGAUAAAUCAACCUACCCUAGCUAUGUGGAUAUUUAUUGCGAUCAAGGAUUCAUAUUGCGUGGUUCCCACCGUCGAAAGUGCCAAGCGAAUGGACAGUGGAAUGGAACUGAUGCGUCCUGUGCUGGUAAUAAACCUGAAUAUCACAAUAAUUUACUUCACCAUUUAUAUAAAAGGUUUAUUCUCCAUUAAAUACUGUCUGAUGAGUGCGUGAGCACGAAACUCGGAGUAACAGAGAAUUUUGUCUCUUCGUUAUAUCUUCUUACUUCACCAUUUAUUACAACUUGAUUUUUAUAACCUUGAAUGAAGCGGAAAACAAGCAUGAAAAUUUUGCAUUUUGCAAGCUGGGUUAAGGAGAAGCAUUUGAUUAUAGAUCUAUAUACUAAGUUCAGUUUAAAGAAAAAAAAGCGCAACAAUUUAUCUUAUUGACUAUUUUUGUUGAUAUAAGCUUACGGAAGAUUGUUUUCGAAUUCGCCAAGGUUGCAUAUCAGCCAGCUGGAAAUGUUACUUCCCAUGUUAACCGGUUGAUAAAAAAAAAAAAAAAAGAAAAAAAAAAACACUUGAGCACUUAAAAAUUCAUCCUCUAUUGUCACGAUGUUUGUGAAUAAUUGGUCAGUGGUUAUCUACAGAAAAGGGAGUGUGGGAGAAAUUAUCAUCUGACCAUUGUCUUGUCCCUGUGCGGCGUUUUCCCAGGCCUUCUCGGUCAACUCACUGCGGUGAUGUAUCCGAGGCGAACGCGACCCGAAACGGAUUUGACGGGCGCAAUAAUGAGGCCUAGGGACUAGGUAAAUGUGAGCAUACAUCAAGAGUGAAUAUCCAUAGCGGCAUUUUAUUUUGAAUCUCUGCCACUCUCUAUGUUUUCUUUAGACAUGUACCGUUUAUUUCUGUACAACUCGGUUAUCGUUAGGGUAUAAAAUUAAAUCGCAUCGGUUAUAGGAAUUAUUUUUGUAAAGUUUAGAUGUAUGUAAAGGUGUCCUCAUUGAUCUUCUGUUUCUCUGAUAAAGCUGUUGAUUGUGGAAGGCUUUCUCCUCCAAUGAACGGAUCUCUGCUGAGUAACGAAACCACUUACCCGAACGAAGUGGAGAUUAGCUGUGAUGAAGGUUUCAUUGUGCGUGGACCAUUCCGUCGAAAAUGUCAAGCAGACAAAACCUGGAGUGGGGAAAGCGUUUUUUGUGAAGGUAACAAAUUCAUGUGUACUUACUUAAAACUUAAUGCAUCUUUCGGGCUCCUGAAUCCUGAUUUAACCUUUUGAACAAAAAAAAUGUUUUUCCCAAAACGAAAAACUCCAAAACAAAGUAAUAAGGGAUAGCUGAGAUUUUGUUCAAACAGUCUCAUGGGUUGACAAACACUCAUUACAAUUCAAAUUGCUUCGAUCGUCCGUCCGUCUGUCUGUGUUAAAGAUCCUUUCUUCGUCCACUCAAUCUCCAGUUUUUCGAAACAUUCCAACCGAUCUCGGGGUUAAUAAUCGUCAUUUCGUUUUUACUACAGAAGACUUCUACGUUACGCACAGUCGCUUUGAAAGACACACUAGUUUAUUAACGCUUAUUAAAUUUAUAUGUUUUUAACCUGAUUUCGGUCUAUAUUUUAAGCAGCAAAACUAGCCUAACAUCUGUUUAACGAACUGAACGUUAUACAUCAAGUACGGACAACUAGUAUAUUUUGCCGUAGUUUUCUCAUUGGUGAGCUCCAAGCUCAUCUACGGGCGGUGUGUUGCGCUGAAUUUCUUCUUCAACACAUUAGUGAAGUUCGUGCCAUUUAAUAAUCGGUCGUCAUGCGUAGCGUUGCAUUCCUCUCUCAUUUUCAAGCCAUAAACUGCGGCAAGCCAACUGUGCCAGAACAUGGCUCAGUCGUAGGAGAAUCCACGAGAUACCCGAACACGAUAACAUAUUCUUGCGAAGAUGGAUAUGAAAUUGAAGGUCCUGCCUUGAGAAGCUGUCAAGCUAAUGGAACAUGGAGUGGAAACGAGGCUGAGACUCGCUGCAAACGUAAGUAUCAAUAUACUGUUAUUUUUAUUUUAGUAUGUGACUCGUUAUGUUGGUUUAGCCUGUGUAAAGCCGCCUCAUCCCCUCAAACAAAAUCUUUUUUUUUUUUUUUUUAAGUUGGGGGGGGGGCCGUACACAGCAGGCUAUUUAGUUUGAGCUUGUAGUUGCAUUGCAUACUGAACUAUCCGUUCUCUCUCUGUUGACUGUGGCAUACUUUAUAGGAGAGGAGGAGAUUACCCGACAAUAAGGAAAACAAUCACUAUUAGUAAUCUAGUCCUUUUUUUGCAUCGGCUGACCGAUUGAUUCCACGUAGUUCAAAGCUCGUAGUUUACGAAAAUGGUCACUGAAAAAACCGUGACCGCCUAUAACACCUUUAGCAGUUCAUACUGGAGAUCCAGGUUUGAGCUAUGGUCAUGCUGGCAUCAGCUGUGGCAUCUGUUCUUGAAGUGACCUUUUCCAUUCAAUCCUAUUUUUAAGAACCGCUAACAUUUUGCAAUGGCAGCGGACUAGCAUACCGUUGCGGCAGGGGAAGAAGUCCUUAUCCUUAGAUCAGGGAUAAGCACCAGCCGUAUGCCGGAGCUUCUAUGCUCGUAAUAUGUUUUGACAAGCUUAGAAAAUGAAUAAAUAAUUGCUAUAUAAAUGAAUUAUUAAUUUUAUCCUCACGGGGUCAGAAACUCAACAGAUUUUGUUUUAUUCGACGUCAACAGCAAGGAACUGUGGUAUACUCAAGGCCCCAACAAAUGGAUCUUUAUUUGGUAAUAUGACCACGUAUCCACAAAAGGUGCAAUUUAUGUGUGACGAAGGCUUUAAUCUGCGAGGAUCAAAUAUAAGACAGUGUCUGUCAACUGGGAAUUGGAGCGGAAACAUGACCUUUUGUGAAGGUAAAAGGAAAAACAAAGAGCAAGGGUUGAAGAUCUUCGCUUGAUCAGUAUAAAUAGAAGAGAACGACAUGUAAAAUAAGAGAGAAAUAGACAAUUCUUUUUGCAAGGAAGACUUGUUUUGGCCGUUACAAUUUCAGUUAAAUAUGCUAUUGAUGAUUAAAACAUAAAAGGCGUCAUUGUCAAAGUGACUGCUAGCUACUGAACUGAGACCUUUGUUCAUGUUUGUAUAGUUGUUGCGUAAAAGCACACCUAAAAAUGUUAUUAUUUUAUCAGGUGUGUUAUAUAGACUAUAAACUUUUCAAUUACAUAUUACUACCCUUAGCGACGCCGUAAUGUACAAGAUGGCACCUGUACAUAUCCGUAUAUUAUAAAAUUUCUGUGUGACGAGGAAUCAGCCUUAUCACGGUUUUGACGAGUAGGCAACCGCGUGAGAAAUUACAGUGUUUGUAUGAGAAUCUAAUGUCCAAAAAUUUCCGUAAAACGGCUGUUCUGAAAAAAAUAUGAAUUGAAAACUAAAUUUUCACUCCUAACGAUUCUUCUGAAAAAAUUUGAGGUCGUUACAUGCAGCUAUAUGCGUUAGAACCACUUUUUAAAAUUUUCUAUACAUUUGCCUGUAAACGUUUCCCGGGAAAAAAUUGCAGACAAAUAUGUGGAAAAUCUGAAGCAAUCGUCUGGAGAAAUUUAAGCACAAUAACGGCUCCCAAAAUUUGAUAGUAAAAUUCUUUGCUGUGUAGCUUUAGUUUACAGUUCAUAUUUUUUUCAGAAUAGCCGUUUUACGGAAAUUAUUCGACAUUGGAUUCUCAUACAAACACUGUAAUUUCUCACCGUGAUAAGUAACCGUGAUAAGACCUAUUAAAUCCACCACCAUAACCAAAAGUGAAAGUGUCAUAACUCUAUAUGCAGAGGGACAAAGAAAGGUGUAGAGAAUGUGAUAAAUUUUAAAAUGCCUUCAAAAUCUAAUAGCUAAUUUUUUUGUAAUUUUGCUAAUUAUUCGAUUUGUUCCUUAUAUUUUCAGCUGUUAACUGUGGUGGUCUAUCUUCUCCCUUGAACGGCUCUGUAUAUGGUAAUCUGACGGUAUUCCCGAAUAUUGUCACAUUCAGCUGUGAUCCAGGAUUUAUUCUUCUUGGUUCCUCAGUACGAAAGUGCCAGUCUACUGGAACAUGGGAUGGUUAUAAGGCGGUUUGCAAAGGUUUCUUAAAAUUUUAUUAUUUUGCCAUACAGAAUAAAUUACAGCAGGUAGAAUAAAAAAAAAUAAUAAAUAGGUAAAUAACAUUAAAUUAAAAUUAGUACACACUCCUGGGAAGGAGUUCCUGUGGCGGAAAAAUUUUCGAGAAGUCAACGGGCUUAUAAGAAAUAGAAAUUUAAAAUUAAAGAAAAUUAAACUUAAAAUUAAAAUUAAAGAAAAAAGACGUGUGUUUUAACGAUAUAGGUAUGUUGAGUGAAAUAGGUAUGUAGUAAUCAGAUAUUUAGGUUGUAUCGUGUCUGACCCUUAAAAAUGGUUUUAUCAGACGCUUAAUCAUAUUUAAGGUAUGAUACCUCAAACCUUCAAUGGACAGUCCAAUUUGAAUAUAGCCACACUUGCAAAAGCGUUUCAGCCGGUCUCAAGAUUGAGAAGAAAAAACGUUUCUUCGUUGAACUUUAUAAGGGCGAUUAAAGUAUAAUUCCAAUGGAUACUAAGGUAAGAGAACACUAUUUUUCAAUUUCUCUACAAAACUGAAGCAAAAGAAGGAACGCAAUAAAGAGAAGCCCUAGUCAAAUAGUCUUAGGCAGCUCAUUCACUGCACGUGUGGGACGUGAUUCUAUCUUGACAUAAUGACCUUUUUUCAACAGCAAAAGAUUGUGGCGCUCUUAAAACUCCGAGAAAUGGAUCUUUAGUUGGAAAUCUAACUACGUAUCCGCACAAGGUGCAAUUUAUCUGUGAUGAAGGCUUUAAUCUACGAGGAUCGAAAAUAAGACAGUGUCUGUCAACUGGAAAUUGGAGCGGAAGCGAAAGUUUAUGUGAAGGUAAAAAGAAAUAUGUCGAGAAUAGACUGCAAGCGACAGCCCUUGAGAAUUCCUUUGAGACAGGUCAAGUAAUUAUUGCCAUUAUUGUUACUUUUCUAGCUGUUAACUGUGGUGGUCUAUCUUCUCCCUUGAACGGCUCUAUAUCUGGUAAUCUGACGGUAUACCCGAAUAUUGUCUCAUUCAGCUGUGACCCAGGAUUUAUUCUACGCGGUUCCUCUAUUCGAAAGUGCCAGUCUAAUGGAACAUGGGAUGGUUUUAAGACGGCUUGCGCAGGUAAAAUGCGUAAAACCUCCAGUGGAAAGAUUUUAUGAAAUGCGACAAGACCACGCCUGAAAAAGCGUUUCCUUCAUUCGUAAGCUUUGGAUAAACAAAAACUUUUUUCAUUUUAUUCUUUGGGGACUUUAGGCGAGUUAUGGAACCCUUUUUUUCAAGUUUUUUGGCAGAAUGUUCAUAAUGUUUUAGCAGUUUGCUCUGUGCAUUGAAAUUGCACUGAAAGAGUUUACCGACAGGUAGACGGUUGUUAAACGGCAUACUGUUUUUCUACUUUCUGGUGAGAAUGAUUGCCGUUUUAAGGCGCAUUCUUUAAUUUUAUAGACAAAGCUAACAAAGUAACGGUUAAGGACAUGUCAUUAAUAUAUAUAGAUUUCGCCAGGGCUAAAAGCGAAGCUCUCUUUAAUAUUUAUAGAUUCCUCAAAGAAAAUAUAAAAUUGAGUAAUACUAAAGACAAGAUGAAAGCAACGAGAACGGUAAAAACAACAAAAAUAGAUCUAAUUAGCAAAACAACAACUUUGCACGUGCAGCACGCUUUUUUUUCUAAUUAGCAAAAAGCAACUCUGCACGUGCAGCAGUUUUUUUUUGUACAUUUCCUAACCGUUGUUUUACACGUACCUGAAACUUCUUUUAGCUUCCUAUUUACGCGUUUUAUGGAGAAAAUGUUUGUGUUCCUGUUCACUCUGUUUUUUCACUGCGGCUCCUUUUUCACAUUAGUAGCCGCUAGCAUUUCUCGUUUUCUAACGGCCGCUAUAUAAUUUCCAUGUUUUUCUUUCAACGAAAUUAGUCUCCGUUGUUAUUUAUUUCUCGCUCCUGACAAGUGUGACACUUGACAUCGGCUUACAUGAAGUGUGUGUACGUGUGGGCGGGCGUACGCUACGUCAUAACCAAAUUUUCUCGGAUGGAUAGGUUACCCAAUUUUCUUACCCAUGGUGCUCCGCUGGCGCGCUUCGCGCGCGAGAGCUCCUCUAUAAGUUAAUGAGUGAAGGGAUUUUUUUAUCCCAACCAGUGAAAAGCAGAUUAUUUUCAGAGUUUUGAACUGCUUGAAGUAGUAUUGAAGUAUGAUUUGAUAAGAACAGUGAUGGAAGACGGCACUUUUUUUCUGGAUUUGUCUACCAAACGAAUCAAACGAAGGCAAUCAAUAAAGCGAAGCCAUUGUGAAAUAGUGUUAGGCAGCCUGUAUACCGAAAGUAUCAGACGUAUGAUCUUAGCUUGAUAUUAUCCGCAUUUUUUUCAACAGCAAGAGAUUGCGGCGCUCUGAAAACUCCAACCAAUGGAUCUCUGGUUGGUAAUCUGACUGCAUAUCCUCACAAGCUGCAAUUUAUGUGUAAUGAAGGCUAUAAACUGCGAGGAUCGGAAAUAAGACAGUGUCUGUCAACUGGGAAUUGGAGCGGAAACGAAAGUUUCUGCGAAGGUACGAAGAGAUAAUAUCCACAAUGUGAUAGGAACAGCCCUUGAGAAUUGUUUUGAGAUAGUUUUGAUAAUUGUUGCAAUUAUUAUUACUUUUGUAGCUGUAAACUGUGGUGGACUAUCUUCUCCCCUAAAUGGCUCUAUAUCUGGUAAUUUGACGGUAUACCCGAAUAUUGUCACAUUCAGCUGUGACCCAGGAUUUAUUCAACGUGGUUCCUCAGUAAGAAAGUGCCAGUCUAAUGGAACAUGGGACGGUUAUGAGACGAAUUGCGAAGGUAUUAUUAUAAAUUCAGUGGACAGAUAUUAUUAAAUGUGAUAAGGCAACGCUUGCAAGAGUGUUUUCAUCUUUCUCAAGGUUUCAUUCACUCAUACCUUCGUUGGCCUGGUUGUCACUUACUGUCAUGCACUCAUUCUACGACUGUUAUUGUUCCUCUUAGCAUUCUAGUCUACUCCUACAUGAUCAUUUCACUUUUUUGUGUGUUUGUGUGCGUUUCUGGUCUUAAAGGGGCUGGUAUGUUAGGGUUAGUUUUUUCUCAAGAAAUCUAGUCCAUGUCGAUCUACAAUAGACAGGAAUUAUGGUUUCGUAUAAAAUUCAUUUGAUUUUUAUUCUGCAACUAUCGACCUGAUUUAGGGGAAACUUGUUCUUCGGUAUUGAUUCUGUACGCUACCCAUUUGCUGAACGUUAAGGUAGCCGAUAGAGGAGGUAAGAGUUUCAUGAACAUAGCCCAUACCCUAUAUAAACAGUCUAUCAUUUAAUACAAUAUUUAUAUUUCUUUUUCUGCUUUCUCUUUGGUAUCACCAGCAAAAGACUGUGGCGCACUUAAAGCACCAACCAAUGGCUCUUUAUCUGGAAACCUGACUACAUAUCCACAAGUUAUAAAAUUUAUUUGUGACGAAGGUUUCAUUCUGCGAGGCUCCAAAGUAAGACAGUGUAUGUCAAAUGGAAAUUGGAGCGGAGACAAAACUUAUUGUGAAGGUAAGAAGGGGGAUGUCUGGAAAGUUGCAAAUAUCAUUAUAAUCCACACAGAUUUAUUUAUAAUUUGGUCACUUAUUUGACAUAAUUAUUUACUCACUUGGGAACUGGAGUGGAAACGAUACUUUGAGUGUGGGUGAAGAGAAAGAUCUUAAGAGGUAUAAGUUUAUAUAAUAAACUAUCAAGAAAGUAGCGAAAAUCUCAGUAGGGUCGAUAUAAAUUGGUAAUUGAAUGACCAUAUUAUGUCCCACUUGUAUAGAAAAAUGUUGUCUUUGGAAAGAGAGUCAACGUUAGCGACAGAUGAAUGACUCUUCUCUUGACGGGUUGAAGUUUUCCCCACGUAAACGGGGCCUUAAUGCCUUCCUAUUUUUCAAAGAUAUUAUUGUUAUAUCAGGUGCCCUAUAAUAAUAGUUUAUAUAAUAUACUUCUUUUCUAUUUGAUAUCAUUAACCAAGGACUGUCAUACAUUAGGUAACAUCUUUCUGUCCUAAUCCGCAUGAUAUGAAAUGUCUGUGUGACAAGUGAUUAAAUGUACCUGCAGGUCAGCUGGGACAUGGAAUAGAAAUAACACUAUCUGUAUGGGAUAAACUGAAAGAUCACGAAAAUGUGAUUAAUUUUAAGAAUGCAUAAAAAAUCCAGUAAGUAUCUGUUUUGUAAUUUUGCUAAUUAUUCAAUUUGUCCCGUACAUUUUUAGCGGUAGACUGUGGUGGUCUGUCUUCUCCCAUGAACGGCUCUCUAUCGGGUAAUCUGACAGUAUACCCGAAUAUUGUCACAUUCAGCUGUGACCCAGGAUUUAUUCUACACGGUUCCUCUGUACGAAAGUGCCAGCCUAAUGGAACAUGGGAUGGUUAUAAGACGGCUUGCGAAGGUAUAAUGCAUAAAAUCCCUAAUGGACAUGUGCAGGUUCUCUUAAAUGUUUUAAGAACUACAAGCAAUGGAUCUUUAGUUGGCAAUCUGACUACCUAUCCACACAAGGUGCAAUUCAGGGGCGGAUCCAGGAUCUUUUUUAGGGGGGGGUGCACUCGUCUCUUGCUCUACUUCAACACCAAUAAACCACAUAGUUUUCUUUAGGCAGAAUACCAGUUGUAUUAGAAAACCGCAGGUCAUCUCAAUGGGGGGUGCGCACUCCCUGCAAUUUAUGUGUAAUGAAGGCUUAAUUCUGCGAGGAUCGAAAAUAAGACAGUGUCUUUCAACUGGGAAUUGGAGCGGAAACGAAAGUUUCUGUGAAGGUACGACGAAACACGUCGAGAAUGUGAUUGAUGAAUGAUGAUUGAUUUUAAGCAACGCCCAUGAGAAGUGUUUUGAGAAAGUUUUAGUAAUUGUUGGAUUUAUUUUUACUAUUGUAGCUGUUAACUGUGGUGGUCUAUCUUCUCCCAUGAACGGCUCUAUAUCUGGUAAUCUGACGGUAUACCCGAAUAUUGUCACAUUCAGCUGUGACCCAGGAUUUAUUCUACACGGUUCCUCUGUACGAAAGUGCCAGUCUAAUGGAACAUGGGAUGGUUAUAAGACGGCUUGCGAAGGUAUAAUGCAUAAAAUUCCCAAUGGACAUGUGCAGGUUCUCUUAAAUGUUUUAAGGCCACGCCUGCAAAAGCGUUUCAGCCUGUCUCAACAUUGAGAAGAAAAAACGUUUCUUCGUUGACCUAACGCCAAGAUUGCACUGCAUGAAUAAACGCACGGACGGACGGUUCAUAAAUCGCAUAUUGCGUUUCGAGUUUUGGCGAAAAUGAUUGUUUCAAUACAUUCUCUAAUUGUCGUCUCAAAGCAGACAAAAUAAAGAGAGCCAUGUCGGUAUGGAAUGAUGUUGAUUCAGCUGCAGGCUGGGAUGGGGAAAUUUCACUGAAAGGACUGUUUGUACCAAACUGUGGUAAACAGAUUGUUUUUAGGGUGUAAAACUAAGGCUGAUCAAGUAUCACUGGGCUGAACAGAACACUGAGGUAAGAUAACAUUUUCCCUACCAAACGAAGCUAAGGAAAACAAUCAUGAAUGGCCAUUGACAAAUAGUGUUAAGGCAACCCAUCUACUGUACGUCCUGAAUCUGAUCAUAAAUCGAUGUAAUCCACAUUUUUCAACAGCAAAAGAUUGUGGCCCUCUUAAAACUCCGAGCAAUGGAUCUUUUGUCGGCAAUCUGACUACGUAUCCGCAAAAGGUGCAAUUUAUGUGUGAUGAAGGCUUUAAUCUGCGAGGAUCGAAAAUAAGACAGUGUCUGUCAACUGGAAAUUGGAGCGGAAACGAAAGUUUUUGUAAAGGUAAGAAGAAAUAUGUCGAGAAUGUGAUUGAUUGUAAGAUAACUGAGAAUUGUUUUUAGAUCGUUUUAGUUAUUUUUGGAAUCAUGUUUACUUUUCUAGCUGUAAACUGUGGUGGUCUAUCUUCUCCCAUGAACGGCUCUCUAUCUGGUAAUCUGACGGUAUACCCGAAUAUUGUCACAUUCAGCUGUGACCCAGGAUUUAUUUUACUCGGUUCCUCUGUACGAAAGUGCCAGUCUACUGGAACAUGGGAUGGUUAUAAGACGACUUGCGAAGGUAUUAUGUCUAAACGAAAAUCUGUCGAACCGGUUAAAUGAAAAUAGAAAAUGACAACAGGUUAAAACCAAUCAAGGUUGGCUGUGUGUAUUGUUUCUAUUGUAUCAGAAAUACUCAAAAGGUAAAAUAAUUAAUGAGAAUCUACCCGUUUUUAUUUUUGAGAUAGAGACAAAAGGGCACGGCGUCAUCCAUCUUAAACCUGUCAGUCUUGUUAAAACCACCUAAAAAUAGCAUAUGACCUUAUCUUUACGAGAUUCCACCCCAUUAUGUUCAAGAGAUAAAGACAAAAAGCUAUGACGUCAUCGGUGUUAAUAUAUACCACUGCAAAUUAAUCAAAUUCCACCGCAGAAAAGGUUAAUCCCAUCCCUAUUAUACUACUACUAAUAUACUUUACUCAUUUCAGUUAUGUUUAGGCGAGUCAUGAAGACCCUUUUUCAAAUUUCUUUGGGAAUAGCUCUAUGACUGUUAUGCCAGUUUCCUCUGCCAUUGAAAUUACACUGUAAUACAUAAACGGCAUAUUGCUUCUCUACUUUGCGGUGAAAAUGGCUGCUCUUUAAUUGUCGACACAAAGCUAAUAAAAUAAUACAUACAUACAUACUUUAUUGUUACCUUCCCAAAGGGGCUUUUCAGGAACAAAGAUUAUAUUACAUAAUAUCAUAGGUGACGAAUUACUCCUUAAUUUUGGCGCGACAUUUUACCGUUAAUUUGUAAUUUCACAUGUGAAAUUACAAAAUUGCCAUGGCAACCGUUCCGUACGUCUCAGUGUCAAGAUGGCGACGAAGUUUUAAAAUGCCGUGAAUGAAGAUGUCAGGGCAAAAAAAGACGCUUUAUAAAACCUGAACACACAAGAGAACAUCAAGAAGGAUUCUAACAGGUAUUUUGCCGAAAAAGUCUGAAAAAUUCUGAACUUUAUGAGCCAAAUUUAAAGUCUAAACAUUUGAGAGAGUGGAGUUCUCGAUCGAUGCGAUCCAGGAUAAACAUGUCAAAAAUCCAAGAUUGCUAACGUAAUUCGUCACCCAUGAUAUUAACAGGUAAUCAAAUGGUAUACUCGUGAAAUUAGGGAAUAAUUUCACGCGCGUUUUGUCCAAAUCCUAAUAAUUUCCCGGGCCUUUAGGCGAGGGAUGUUUAGCUUUUGUCUACUCCGAGUUGUUCGUUCGCUAACUUGCUCGCGGGUAAUAAAUUGGGAUGUAAGAUAUUCGGGGGCUUGACCGGUCAUGCAUUUAAAGCUAGGCCAUAAUAGCUUGGCGAUAGUACAGUUGGUCCUUAACAUGCAACCAAGACAGGCUUUUUAAGAGGGGUGUUACGUGAUCAUAUUUUUUCGCACUGCUGACGAUUCGGCAAGCAAAGUUUUGAACGGCUUGCAAUUUUCUAACAUUCCUAUUUGUGGUAUUUGCCCAACCAUUCGAACAGUAGUACAUUUUGCUGAAGACUAAGGCAUGUAUUACGGUUAACAACGUAUUUUUGUCUAAGCAAUGUUUGACCCGGUUAAUUUGCGCCAGACGUGUGAUACAUUCCGACACUGAAGUCGUUAUAUGGUUAUCAAAUGUUACGUUCGGAUUUAAAAUCACGCCAAGAUCUCUCGCUUAUUGCGCUGGGGAAUAAUGGCGCUUAUGUCAACUGAAUGAGGUUACUGCUGCAGACGUUAAGGACUGGCGGUUGUUACAUAAUGUUAGAAAAAGGGACUAUUCAUCCCAACCUGUUAUAUUUUAUUUCCAUGUUGUGUAAGCCCUGAUAAAAUAUUGGCUAAAAAGAAUAUAGAGUAAAAAGCACUCUCUAGCAAACAAACCAAACGAAGAAGAAGCCAUCAUAAAAACAUUCUUUGGCAGUACAUCUUCUCUUGGUUUUCGAUAUGAUGCUAACUGGGCUACAAUCUGCUUCUUUUCCAACAGCAAAAAAUUGUGGCGUUCUAGAAACUCCAAGCAAUGGAUCUUUAGUUGGCAAUCUGACUACAUAUCCACACAAGGUGCAAUUUAUGUGUGACGAAGGCUUUAAUUUGCCAGGAUCGAAAAUAAGAGAAUGUCUGUCAACUGGGAAUUGGAGCGGAAACGAAAGUUUCUGUGAAGGUACGAAAAAUACAACGGGAAUGCGAUUCAUUGUAAGCAACAGUCCUUGAGAGGUGUUUAGAGAUGGUUCUAGUAAUUGUUGCAAUUGCUUCUACUUUUUUAGCUGUUAACUGUGGCGGUCUAUCCUCUCCUAUGAACGGCUCUAUAUCUGGUAAUCGGACAGUAUACCCGAAUAUUGUCACAUUCAGCUGUGAUCCAGGAUUUAUUCUGCGUGGUUCCUCUGUACGAAAGUGCCAGUCUAAUGGAACAUGGGGCGGUUAUAAGACGGCUUGCAAAGGUAUAAUAUGUGAAAAGUUCAGUGGGCAGAUUCCAUAAAAUGUGAUAAGGCCACGCCUACCAAAGUGUUUCUGUCUUUCGCAAGCAUUGGAAAAACAUAUAUUUUUCCUUUUAGUUCAUUUUGAACCUUAGGCAAGUCAUAGGGACCCUUGUUGAUAGUCUUUGGCAGUAUAUUCAAGAAAGCUAUAGCAUUUUGAUGUAAGCGCUGGUUAGAACACUGAUGAAUGAAUUGACGACACUUUUUUUCUGGAUUUCUGAACCAAAAGAAUCAAACGAAGGCAAGCACGAUAAAGCGAUUCUAUUUCAAAAUAGUAUUCGACAGCCCAUCUACUUUACGUAUUUGAUCUUAACCUGAUAUUGUACGCCUUUUUAACAGCAAAAGAUUGCGGCCCUCUUAAAACUCCAAGCAAUGGAUCUUUUGUUGGCAAUCUGACCACGUAUCCACAAAAGCUGCAAUUUAUGUGUGACGAAGGCUUUAAUCUGCGAGGAUCAAAUAUAAGACAGUGUCUGUCAACUGGGAAUUGGAGCGGGAACGAAAGUUUCUGUGAAGGUAAGAAGAAAUUUGUAGAGAACGUGAUUUUGAGCAGUAGCCCGUGAGAACUGAUAUAUAAUUUAUUGCUUUUGUAGCCGUUAACUGUGGUGGUCUAUCUUCUCCCAUGAACGGCUCGAUAUCUGGUAAUCUGAUGGUAUACCCGAAUAUUGUCACAUUCAGCUGUGACCCAGGAUAUAUUCUACGUGGUUCCUCUUUACGAAAGUGCCAGUCUAAUGGCACAUGGGAUGGAUAUGAGACGGUUUGCAAAGGUAUGAUGCCUAAAACGUACAGUGGGCAGACUCUUUGAAAUGUUAUAAGCUCUUUUGAGAAUAAUAUGCUUUCUUAAUUUUAGUUAAUUAUGAAAUUUAGGUGAGUCAUGAGGACCUUUAAAAUUCUUUGGCAAUGUCUUGCCGACUCUCCGGCCAUUAAAACUGUACUGUAACAAUUAUUAACCGACAGGCGGACGGUCGAGCAACGGGAUUUUGCGUUCGUGAUAAAAAUGAUUGUUUCCGCGCAUUCUUCAACCCAAUCGCCCCUUGGAAAUAUGCAGGAAAACGCGUUUUGAGGCUAGUCGAGCCAUUUUCUGGUCACUGUCUGGUUAGAGAGCAAAACGUAUCACAAAGUCGUUUACAGGCCAUACUGACUUAGCAGCCUUCUGGUCCAGGCCCCAGUUGUUCAAAAGGUGGAUAGAGCUAUCCGGUGGAUAAAUCUCUAGCCAGCGGAUAGUGCGGUUGGUUUCCCCACAGGUAGCCCAAGCUCGAAAUAUGAGCAUCGGCGAGCAUCGGCAUUGUUGCGUAACAUUCAAAAUAUAAGGAUUUGUAUGGGAAAAAAACCGUAUCGUUUCUGCAACCUACGAAAAUGAAAGGAUUUCAAUAAAAAACAGCUUACCUUACUUGAAAUGUGUGUCACGUCUCUCCUGUGUGGUGCCACGGGCCGAUUUAUGGCCGUUUUAUGGGUUUUUAUGUAAACGGUUUUCUCUCUAUAUAAAGGUUUAUUAGGAGCUCGGAACUUGUCCAGGGAGAGAUCCGAAAAACGUGUUGUGUUUUUGUUAGCCAUCGUGAUGAAUACGAACCUCGUGAGUCUACGGAAUCUGCAAAAUCCUGUGUAAUCUUAAAGAAAUUGGAGUGUUGUUACUUUGGAAACGAGCCUCAGACCUGGAAUAAAUGCAGUUCAGUUCAAAUUCGUCUGCACUUGUCAAACGUAGGUAAUUUUGGAAUUUUUUUUUCGCUAAAAGCCCAUCACUGCCUUGCAUACCACAUAGGAGCAGAUUGUUCUCAUUGAACAGUCCUCGAAAUUAUGGAAUUCUCUUCAUGAACCUGGUCAAUUCUAUACUUGUUGUGCAAAGGAAGCGCGUGCUUCGAUCGUCCUGAAUUUUGAAUGAGUGCAAUUUUUCUUGCAAAACUGUGAAAAACUGCUUUCUGUCCGAGGUCUGUAUGAGAAAAAAAAAAAAAAAAAAAAGCGCCACAGGGUACUGUGUACCUCAGAUGUGAUGUAUACAAAGUAUUAAAGGCUAGUUUACACGCCACCAGAUUUGUCGGCAAGAUUUGUAAACUAAUCUUGUUGAAUACAAAAAAUCCGGCCUGACGUUUUAUUUUGGCCUCCCUUUUAGACUGAGGAAUGCAACCUAGAAAUUACAACGUGUAAAUUGGCUGCCAUCAAGGACUAUCGUGUCUUACAACCGGCCUUCGUAGCAUAAAAUUACAUUUCGGGGCUGUCCAAUUAACCUUAUAAAAUAAAGGUGUUGUAGUUGGGCGCGACCGGGUUAUUUUGUUUGGGAAGAAUUUGUUUUCCAGGCCUAAUCUACUGUGAUCAAGAGCCAUUAUAGCUCUUGACUGUGAUAGAAGAUGAUUGCUAUUUUUUGAGUGUACAUUUAAGAAAUGGUAGCGUUCAAACAUCGAGUUAUGGAUGCACCCAGGAUGUUGCUAAGCACGAACGAAGCAUAACAGUUGCGAGAUGCGUAGCCGAGAGCAACUCUAGCUUGUUGAGUGCUAAGCAAACCUCCCAAGUGCAUCCAUAACUCGAUGGUUGCACAGCUGCAACGUUUAUCAUUUUUUUACAACAUAAUUAAAAGAGAAAACAUUUUCUUUUGCCUUCGGUCGAGUCAGUCAUCGGUAUCAUAAACAAGCUGAUGUGUUCUGUCAUCUGCCGGCGCGUAAACAAAUCAUGCCUUUCAAAAACUUCCCUUUGAAGUUUUUCUUUCGCUUAAUCAACCGUUCUACGUGUUAAGGUAAACUGUGAAACGUUUGUUUUUUGUUUUUCUUUAUGGCGCUGUCUACUUGCUCUAGAUGUUAGGGUAAAUACUGUGGAGGAAAACUAUAGCUGCAACUAUGAACACCAACUCAAAAACGGCGCUACUUUAACACAAUAAUCUUCAUUGUGUGACAAUUUUUGCAGUAAACUUAAAGUAGAAAUAAGAAAAUUUGACGGUAUUCUCUUUGGAAUAACAGGUAACACUAAUUUUUAAAAGAAAUUAAUUAGCUUGGCCUUCGUAUCGAAAUUUGUGGAGGGAAAUGGAGCUAAAAGUCAAACUGAAAUAGCAAAAAUUCGUCGACACAACCAGCAAUGAAGCGAUGCAUGAGCUAUGCUGUUGUCUCACGAUCGUGCUACUACUGUAGAAUGAAUGAACGCGGACACAAUAAUAAACAGAGAAGUUAUUUUUUGAAAAAUUUAUUUGAAAACCCAAAUGUUUCUGUCCUCAAAUGAAAUUCGCACUACAAUUCCAGCAUCAUGUGUCCGUACUCUCAGCUAAAAUUAGACCAAAGCUACACCACUUAACUUUUACUUUACUUUUACUUUAUUAAUCCGCAAAGGCGGUAACCAUCGCGCGGAUUAUAACAAUUACAUACUAGUAUAAAACUACAACAAAACAACAAAAAACGAAAAAAACGUUACAUUACAUGCUUAAAAAUUAAUUAUUUAACACAGAAGUAGAGCUAAAGCGAUUAAAAAAAUAUAAAGUCAAUAAAAACGGUCAAGCUCAGCUUUAAAUUUAGCAGUGUUUGGCUGGUCCAAUGUGGCGACAGGGAGAGUUUAUUGUUUGAUUUAAAUUAUAAAUUUAUUAACGGAAGCUUCGCUUUUAGCCCUGGCCAAAUCUAUAUAUCAGUUAAAGGAGAAUAAAGACCGAGAUGUAAGAAGUAGACUCUCGAUACAGCCGCUUUUAGAGAGCGAAUUACCCUUGAAACCCCCCCAGAAGUGAAAUUGGCUUACCACAUGGCAAAACUCAUCCUCGGAGACCCAGGCCAGAUAGUGGGGGCGAGGGAAAGUCUAAACGGGCGGAAAAAUAUGGCGCGAAUAAAAGUAAAGAACGGCGAGAAGAGCCCCUUGGAACAAUGUCUUACCAAACCAGUUCCAAGCGGUCGCCGCCGUUCUGCCUUUUGAUUGGCAAAAAAACACAAAAGUUUUCUGGCACCAAUCAGAAGCCAGAACGGCGGCGACCGUUUGGAACUGGUCUGGUAAGACAUUGUCCCCAGGGGCUCUUCGUGCCGUUCUUUACUUUUCUUCGCGCCAUAUUUUCCCGCCCGUUUAGACUUUCCCUCGCCCCCACUAUCUGCCCCUAGGUCUCCGAGGAUGGGCAAAACUCAGCACUAAACCCAUCUCAAAGCCAUAGUUGGCUAGACAAGUGGCCAAACGCGUGCGCCUAGCCUUAAUUUGAAAUGAACCGCGGGCGCAUCGAGACGCCCCACGGCUUGAGACCGAGCCUAGAUAAAAGACUGAUUAAAACAACACUUUUUAUCGAUUCUCAACCAAGCGAAGGCAGUCAAUAAAGGUUAGCCAUAGUGAAAUCAAAGUCUUUGCGGCUUUCCAUCCACAUUUUUUCAACAGCAAAAGAUUGCGGUGCUCUAACCACUCCAAGCAAUGGAUCUUUACUUGGUAGUAUGACUACGUAUCCACACAAGCUGAAAUUUAUGUGUGACGAAGGCUUUAUUCUGCGAGGAUCGAAAAUAAGACAGUGUCUGUCAACUGGGAAUUGGAGUGGAAACGAAAGUUUCUGUGAAGGUACGGUGAAAUCGCGAAUGUUACUGAUUGCACGCAACAACUCUUGAGAAGUGUGUUGAGAUAGUUUUAGUAAUUGUUAGAGCUAUUUUUUCUUUUCUAGCUGUAAACUGUGGUGGUCUAUCUUCUCCCAUGAACGGCUCUAUAUCUGGUAAUCUUACGGUAUACCCGAAUAUUGUCACAUUCAGCUGUGACCCAGGAUUUAUUCUACGCGGUUCCUCUGUACGAAAGUGCCAGUCUAAUGGAACAUGGGAUGGUUACGAGACGAAUUGCGAAGGUACAAUGUCUAAAACGUCCGGUGCACAGAUUCUUUUUAAUGUUUUAAGGCCACUUCUCCGAAAGCGUUUUCGUUUGUCCUAAAGGGUUUGAAUAUAAUGUACUUAUCGGUUGACGCUAUUCGGAAAGUUUACACAAGUCGCUUGGAAACAUUUUUUUGUCUAAUUCCUUAGACAAGCCUUCAUAACUGACCGUUCUUGCCCGAAUUCUUCUAUCUGUAACUUGAGGAUUCAUUGCAGUAAUUAAGACAGACACAUAGUCCGGCGAUAAAUGAAUUACAUACACUUAUAAUUUUUUACUUUUGGUGCAAAUGAUUGUUUAAAUCCUAAAUCAAAUUGUCGAAAAUGCAGACCAAUGAGUUGAACCAAUUUCCACUGAAUGAGGUGAAGGAGGGUUGUGAUAUAAUGAUGACUGAACUAGAAAAGAGCUCUUUACCUCAUUCUCUGAAAAACCUGCAGAGAUUUUAACUCCAUUAACUCUAAGGCCGAUAAAAUUACAUUUGUAUCAACUGAAUAAAAUACUGAAUAAAAACAACAAUUCUUUCUUGAUUUCUCCACCAUAGUGAAACGGUUAUUUGCAGUAUAUCUACUCUUCGUCUCGGGUAUGAUUCUAACUUGAUAUAAUCCGCUUUUUGUCAACAGCAAAAGAUUGCGGCGUUCUUAAAACUCCAAGCAAUGGAUCUUUAGUUGGCAAUCUGACUACAUAUCCGCACAAGCUGCAAUUUGUGUGUGAUGAAGGAUUCAUUCUGCGAGGAUCAAAAAUAAGACAAUGUCUUUCAACUAGGAAUUGGAGUGGAAACGAAAGUUUCUGUGAAGGUACAUAGAAGUUUGUCGUGAAUGUGGUUGAUUGCAAGCAACAGCUCUUGUAAAGUUUUUGAGUAACCGUUGCAAUUACUUUUUGUAGCUGUAAAUUGUGGCGGUGUAUAUUCUCCUGUGAACGGCUCGAUAUCUGGUAAUCUGACGGUAUACCCGAAUAUUGUCACAUUCAGCUGUGACCCAGGAUUUAUUCUACGUGGUUCCUCUGUGCGAAAGUGCCAGUCUAAUGGAACAUGGGAUGGUUAUAAGACGGUUUGCGAAGGUACAAUAUCCAGUAUACAGAUUUCGCGAAAUGGUAUAAGGCCUGUUUCCAUUUUUCUUAAGCUGUGGUGAAAAUAAACGUUCUUCCUUCAGUCAAUUGCAUCGGAGACCUUUCUUCAAACUCUUUGGCAGUACUUCGGGACGUUUGUAACAGUUUGCCCUGCCCAUUGAGAUUGCACUGAAAUAAUUAACCGACAGGCGGACGGUCGAUAAACGGCAUGUUGCAUUUCUAGUAGUGGUUAAACUCAUAAUAAAAAUGAUUGUUUCAACGUAUUUUUUAAUUCUCGGCAUAAAUCUAACAGAGUAAUGGCGCUUAUUUCCACUAAAUUAUUAUUUCAAUUCAGCAGUAUGGAAUUUCUUCAGUUUUUUCUCAGACUUUGUUUCGGUGGGAAAACAGCGUUGGCGUCGAAAAAUGUCGGUUGUUUUCACGGGCUAAUUGUUUUCAGAGUGUUAGACUACCGUGAACUUGAACAACGACUAGUUACAUAAGCUUGAGAGAGCAGCGGCUCGGUCUCCAGCACGGUUGUCUCCGGAUCAUUGGCCGAAAUCGAUAAUUAUAGACCACUAUCCAUUCUUCCAUCAAUUUCUAAAAUACUUGAGAGGCGAGAAAACUGUAUAGUUGAAUUUGCGCGGUAUAAAUAAAUGUUACUGUUAAUGAGAAAAUAGGCAAUUAAUGACUCGUCUGUAGCAGAAUGGCUUGCUCUCUCUCUGUUUCAUUAUGGCGUCGGUCGUCAUCGCUCUACAGAAUUAGCAGUUACUCACUCUACUGAUGCCAUGAGAAAACAACCUCAAACGGAAAUUUAACAGACUGUGUAUUAAUUCAUUUGUCCAAGGAUUUCGAUACUAUCAGUCACGCUGGGGUCCUAAAAAAAACUUCCAUUCUAUGAAAUCCAUGGAACAGAACUUUAAUGGUCAAGGGUUAAAGCCUAUUCUUAAAGGCCAUUCGCUUAACACUUACUUGUUCGUGAAUCCGUCCAAGCAAGUAAAAUGGAGGAUUUUUUUCUAUAUUUUUAAACUUAAAGUCAGCUAUGAAAUAUAAAAGCUUGUUUGAUUUGAGGAGAAUCGCGGGCUUGAGACCGAGCCAAGAUAAAGACUCCCGAUUUCUCAACCAAUCGAAGGCAAUCAAUAAAAACAAGCAAGCAUGAUCUUAAUUUGAUAUCAUCCGCAUUUUUUUAACAGCAAAAGAUUGCGGCCCUCUUAAAACUCCAAGCAAUGGAUCUUUAGUUGGCAAUCUGACUACAUAUCCUCACAAGCUGCAAUUUAUGUGUGAUGAAGGCUUUAAUCUGCGAGGGUCGAAAAUAAGACAGUGUCUGUCAACUGGGAAUUGGAGUGGAAACGAAAGUUUUUGUGAAGGUACGAAGAAAUAUGUGGAGAAUGUGACUGACUGUACGCAACAGCCCUUGAAAAUUGUUUCCAGAAAGUUUGAGUAAUUGUUGGAUUUAUUUUUAUUAUCGUAGCUGUAAACUGUGGUAGUCUAUCUUCUCCCAUGAACGGUUCUAUAUCUGGUAAUCUGACGGUAUUUCCGAAUAUUGUCACAUUCAGCUGUGACCCAGGAUUUAUUCUACGCGGUUCCUCUAUACGGAAAUGCCAGUCUAAUGGAACAUGGGAUGGUUAUGUGACGACUUGCGAAGGUGAAGUUCCCAAAAUGUUUCGAUUCUCAGAAUCUUUUAAAUGUUUUAAGACCACACAUGCGAAAGCGUUUUUGUCUAUCUCAAGCUGUAAUUAAAAUAUACUUUCUCAACUGACGUUGAUUAGGAUGUUUUCCCGAGACUAUGAGACGUAAAGCUUUUUUUGGUCAAACUGUUUGGAAAUACCGUCAUAAUUACUGUUUUUGCAUGGUUUUCUCUGUCUAUUGAAGUUGCACUGCAACAAUUUUUGAAGAGGCAGACAGGGUGGUGAUAAAUGGCACAUUGUUCUUCUGCUUUUGGUGAAACUUAUUGUUUUAAUCCGAGCUUAAAUUGUUCACACAAUGCAGACAAAUAACUACGCCUUGUCCACUAAAUGUGUCUGCCGCAGUUUAGGACAGGUAGUUUAUUUAGCGGAGCUUUCGCGAGCGUGAGGCACGCGCCUACGUAGCACCAUGAGUACGAAAAUUUGGUAAACUAUCCAUCCGAGAAAAGUGAGUUUUUUUUUUUACAGGUGAUCAUGUUUUGAGAUCAGAGCUGACCUUGGUUCAUUAGUCUCGUUCAGUUUUCCAGUGGUCUGUAGAUUCUGGCGAAUCGCAAAAUUAGGUUCAUUUAAUAACAUUAAAACAUUACCCACACCGAGUUUACUUUGCUUUUAUUCCCACGGUCAGCUAACCCAAACAUGUCCAGCUUUGGCUAUUGAAACGGUUACUAUUAAUUGACUUGUUAGGAGUAGGAGUAGAAGGCAAAGAAGAAUAAAGAAGAAAAAGACGAAAAUGUAAAGUAGACCCAGGGUAAUUUCUUGCCUAGUGAGAGAGUUGCUCGAAAUGAUGGUUGAAAGGACAGUUCAACCCAACUGAAAAAUAGAUCAUUUCUUUAUGAAAAUCCAUGAACUGUGGGGACGAUGAAAGUAUAAGCUAAAUGAAAUACUAAGAAAAGACAAUACUUUUUCUCGAUUUCUCUACCAAACAAAGAAAAUCUUGAUCAGAUUUUUUUAUAUACAUUGUGAUAAAAAUUAGCCAUAGAAAGUCACGCCUUCUCGACCUCAUGUCAUUUUCAAGUAAAAAUAGAAAUUAGCAUAAAUAUACCAGGAACAGUUUAAAAAUAGUUUAUUUUUUAAACGUUUGUCAUAUAUUUAUGCUAGUUUUUAAUUUUUACUCGCACUUUUUCAAUCCAUGUCCGUAGAGGCUCGAAAGUCUUCUCCAAUCAAUUCUUGAAUUCUUCUGUUAAUAGACCCCCAUAAUGGUACUUAAUUGAAAUAAGAAAACAUGUAACAAGAAAUAAGAAGAAAAAAGGUGAAAGAAAACGCAACUUUGAAAAGCUAAACAGGCUUUACAGGCUUUAUGUUAUGUUAUGUUUAAUGAAGAGACGGCUUAAUCAGACAGUCUUUUGCAGCAUAUAAACGUCUUGGGUAUGAUCCCAACUUAAUAUUAUCCGCUUUUUGCAAAAGCAAAAGAUUGCGGAACGCUUACAACUACAAGCAAUGGAUCUUUAAUUAGUUGGCAAUCUGACUACCUAUCCACACAAGGUGCAAUUUAUGUGUGAUGAAGGCUUUAUUCUGCGAGGAUCGAAAAUAAGACAGUGUCUGUCAACUGGCAAUUGGAGCGGAAACGAAAGUUUCUGUGAAGGUACGACGAAAUAUGUCGAGAAUGUGAUUGAUGAAUGAUGAUUGAUGUUAAGCAACACCGAUGAGAAGUGUUUUGAGAAAGUUUUAUUAAUUGUUGGAAUUAUUUUUCCUUUUCUAGCUGUUAACUGUGGUGGUCUACCUUCUCCCAUGAACGGCUCUAUAUCUGGUAAUCUGACGGUAUACCCGAAUAUUGUCACAUUCAGCUGUGACGCAGGAUUUAUUCUGCGUGGUUCCUCUGUACGAAAGUGCCAGUCUAAUGGGACGUGGCAUGGUUACGAGACGAAUUGUGAAGGUAAAAUGCCUAAGACUAUAAAACAGAUUGAAGAGAGAACAUUCUAGUCAAACAGUCUUUAAUUGUUCAUAAACGUCUUCAGUGGGUAUGAUCCAAAGCUGAUAUUUUCCACAUUUUUUUCAACAGCAAAAGAUUGCGGCCCUCUUAAAACUCCAAGUAAUGGAUCUUUUGUUAGCAAUCUGACUACAUAUCCGAACAAGGUGCAAUUUAUGUGUGACGAAGGCUUUAAUCUGAGAGGAUCGAAAAUAAGACAGUGUCUGUCAACUGGGAAUUGGAGUGGAAACAAAAGUUUCUGUGAAGGUACGAAGAAAUAGCCUUAAAUAUAGCGAGAAUGCGAUUGAUUGUAAGAAACAGCUCUUUAAAGUUGUUUUGACAUUGUUUUAGUUAUUGAUGCAAUUAUUUUUACCUUUCUAGCUGUUAACUGUGGUGGUCUAUCUUCUCCCAUGAACGGCUCUAUAUCUGGUAAUCUGACAGUAUACCCGAAUAUUGUCGCAUUCAGCUGUGACCCAGGAUUUAUUCUACGCGGUUCCUCUGUACGAACGUGCCAGUCUAAUGGAACAUGGGAUGGUUACGAGGCGACUUGCGAAGGUAAAAUGCUUAAACUAUGAAAAAGAAUAAAGAGAAAACAUUCUAGUCAAACAGUUUUUGGUAGUAUAUAAACGUCUUGGCUAUGAUCCAAAGUUGAUUUGUCCACAUUUUUUUGCAACAGCAAAAGAUUGCGGCCCUCUUAAAACUCUAAGGAAUGGAUCUUUUGUUGGUAAUCUGACUACCUAUCCACACAAGGUGCAAUUUAUGUGUGACGAGGGCUUUACUCUGCGAGGAUCGAAAAUAAGAGAGUGUCUGUCAGCUGGGAAUUGGAGUGGAAACGAAAGUUUCUGUAAAGGUACGAAGAUAUAUUCUCAAAUACAGCGAGAAUGUGAUUGAUUGUAAGAAACAGCUCUUUGUUUUGAUGUUGUUUUAGCAAUUGUUGCAAUUAUUAUUACUUUUGUAGCUGUCAACUGUGGUGGUCUGUCUUCCCCCAUGAACGGCUCUAUAUCUGGUAAUCUGACAGUAUACCCGAAUAUUGUCACAUUCAGCUGUGAUCCAGGAUUUAUUCUACGCGGCUCCUCUAUACGAAAGUGCAAGUCUAAUGGGACAUGGGAUGGUUAUAAGACGGUUUGCAGAGGUACAAUUUGUAAAAAAUCUAGUGGGCACUCUCCAAGUCGAUUGGGUGGCCUACUUUUGACCUUGUCUAUAUUAACUUAACAGCUGUUUGCGAGGAAACAGUAACCUGUAAAAGUUUACCGUGUUUUAAUAAAUACAUUUAUUUUUAUUUGUUAUUUCAGUAUUUGUAUAGGUAAUAGCAUGAUUUGUAGUGAUAUUUAGCAUAAAUACCACGAGUGAUAUUUCAAAAUUGUUAUACGUAAUUUCACGAGCCGUUAGGCGAGUGAAAUUUGAGACAAUUUUGAAAUAUCACGAGUGGUAUUUAUGCCAAAUGUCACCUACAAAUCAUGCUAUUAAUUGUUUAUACUACUACCCGCAAGGUUUGUAAUUUUCACAUGUAGGUAUUUCAAAUUAAGCUGAAAUACCACUGCUCUAAGCCAAUCAAAUUGCAGAAAUUUCUCAUGUAGUAGUAUAAUGUGUGAAAUUGCUUUUUGUUCUAUUUGAAAUGUAUUCAGGGAUGUUAUUAGCCAGACUUUUCAAAGAAAUAAGAUGUUAAUAGUGCAUCACAAUAAAAUUCUGAAAAGGUUUGAGCUAUUCUUGUACACCUUUUAAGGGUAAUUUGUCGCAUUUUUUAGUGAAAAGAAUUUAUUUUCAUUUGAGUUUAAUGUUGAUGUUCUUUGUCGUCUUUGGGAAUGCCUAAUUUUUUACCAUAACAUCAGUUUGGUCUUUUCUGGAAGUAAACGUUUUUUUAUGUGUUAACGCCAGGCGGACGGUCGAUCAGCGGCUGAAUUUAUUUCCUCUUCUUGCACAAAAGAGAUUUGAAUCAUAGAAUUUUGUAAAAUCAGUGUCCACCUUAGUAGAUAAAGUAGUGACACCCAGCGCCAAUAUCUGGUUUUGAUGUUUCUGCAACCACAGGUUGCGGACGAGUAGCGCAGUUAUGCAACAGUGGAUUAGUGCGUUGAUUUGAAUGUAGAGUUGUGUAUCUCAAAAAUGUGAUGGUUUCGAUAACAUUUAACUUGAUAAAACCGAUCGCUGAAAAUAUCAGGCAAAUGUGACAUGGUGAGGAGUGGAUGGUGUUUCUUCGCUGUUAUCCUUUAAACAGAAUUUAAAGAAAUCAAACAAUAAACGAGAACUAAAAAUAAUGUGAGCUCAUGCAUUUCUUGUCUUUCUUAUAAUUCUAACAGAUUUUCUCUCGUAUCAUUAUUUUUUUUUCAACAGCGAAAGAUUGUAGUGCACUUAACGCUCCAAGCAAUGGAUCUUUAGUUGGCAAUCUGACUACAUAUCCACACAAGGUGCAAUUUAUGUGUGACGAAGGCUUUACUUUGCGAGGAUCAGAAAUAAGACAGUGUCUGUCAAAUGGGACUUGGAGUGGAAACGAUACUUUAUGUGAUGGUAAGUAGAUAGUUGUGAGACAAGUGUUUGAUAAUCUAACAAAGAGCUCUUGACCAAUUUUGAGAGGUGUUUUGAAAAAAGUUUUGGUAAUUGCUGGAAUUAUUAUUACUUUUUUAGCUGUAAACUGUGGCGGUCUAUCCUCUCCCAUAAACGGCUCUAUAUCUGGUAAUCUGACGGUAUACCCGAAUAUUGUCACAUUCAGUUGUGAUCCAGGAUUUAUUCUUCGUGGUUCCUCUGUACGAAAGUGUCAGUCGAAUGGAACAUGGGAUGGCUAUGAGACAUAACAUAACAUAACAUAAAACU